GGUGGAAAUGUCACAGACAUCGAGCACUGGUAGUUCAGAAUUUACAGUUUCACCAGAGAGAAAAAAAGAAAGACAAGCCAGCAAAGAUAGUACCUCUGGAAAAGAUUUGGUAAAUAUUGAAGAUUCAACACAAGUGGAUGUCCCAUUCCCUGAUCCCAUCCCUAGAUUCAUCCAUAUCCCAUGGACCCUUGUCAGCCAAUUCAUUGCCUUCUUAACUAUUAAAGUAACAUUUCUUUCUUACGUAAGAGGUGAGAAAAGUUGGUUGGUAAUUUCUUUUAUGCUCUUUCCAACGACUGCCCAAAUUAAUGAUUUCUCAGGAUUAUGAAUAAUUCAGAAUGUUAUUCCAGCUUCUUUUUUAAAAAAUGGUUUAUAUGGAAAUGAAUUGGUUUUCAAAUUGAAUUCAAUCUGAAUUUUGGGGCAUUUUCUUCAACUGAUGCAGAAUGAGAUUUAUGGUUGUGGUUAAAUAUAGGGUGGUUAUUACUUAAGACAGUUCCUGGUUAUCUAGAUGGAAUAUCAAGUAUACCUUACAAAAUUGACUUGCAUUGGUUACAAUCUAUGACUACCCAGUUGGACAGGUUUUGGUAUAUUCGCCUUUAUAGAGGAGAGGCACUAUGGAAGAUUGUCAUUGAUAUAGCACAACUUUGGAGACAGAGAGCAGUAAGUUUAAGAAAAGUUAGGUUCUCAGCCCUCAAGUUUGUACCCUUUUCACAUUUUCACCCUAAACUGUUAUUUCUGAUUUGUAUUAUGGUAUAGUUUUUUCCAUAUAGGUGUCUCUGAGUGAAUUAUUGCUGUGUUAUCUUCAUUCAAAGCAUAUUUCGUGAAUGUCUGGCCAGUAAUUUUUUGUGUAUAACCUAUUUGAGAUGACUGUUAUGUCUUGAAACAAGGGUGAUUGAGAAAGCUGUGAAGUUGCUUUCUUUUGUGGUGUUAAAGAUUUUAAGUCCUGAUUUAUCUUCUAUGCAAGUCAUCAUGUAGACUUGCCUGGAUAGAGGAGAUUAGAUUGAAUAACUUCUUAAGGCCUCUUUUAGCCUAAUGAGUGAAUGAAUUAUAUAGGGCUUAGAAUUUGAAAAAAACAGUAAACUGUCUUGUACACAAUAAAUAUCAUGACACACAUUAAAGAUUUGUCAGAUUAUUAUAUCUGAAAGUUAAUAUUAAAAUUUCUUUUUGGUCCAAGCCCUCAGAAACCUCAAGUGUAGAGAGAAAAUCAUCUCAACAACAGUGGGGUCGAGGCAACUUUACAGAAGGAAAAGUUCCUCACAUAAGGAUGGACAAUGGAGCUGCUAUUCAGGAAAUCUAUACCUUUGGAAGAAUACUGGGAAAAGGGAGCUUUGGAAUGGUCAUUGAAGCUAUUGACAAGGAGACAGAAACUAAGUGGGCAAUUAAAAGAGUGAGCAAAGAAAAGGCUGGAAGCUCUGCUGUGAAGUUGCUUGAACGGGAAGUGACCAUCCUAAAAAGUGUGAAACACAAACACAUUAUACAUCUAGAACAAGUAUUUGAGACGCCUAAGAAAAUGUACCUUGUGAUGGAGCUUUGUGAGGAUGGAGAACUCAGAGGAAUUCUGAAUAGGAAAGGUCAUUUCUCAGAGAAUGAGACCAGGUGGAUCAUUCGAAGUCUCGCCUCAGCUAUAGCCUAUCUUCACAAUAAGGAUAUAGUACAUAGAGAUCUAAAACUGGAAAACAUAAUGGUUAAAAGCAGCUUUAUUGAUGCUAAUGAUGAAAUGAACUUAAACAUAAAGGUGACUGAUUUUGGUUUAGCGGUGAAGAAGCAAGGAAGGAGUGAAGCCAUGUUGCAGACCACAUGUGGGACACCUAUCUAUAUGGCCCCUGAAGUUAUCAAUGCCCACGACUAUAGCCAGCAGUGUGACAUUUGGAGCAUAGGUGUCAUAAUGUACAUUUUAUUAUGUGGAGAAGCACCCUUUAUGGCAAGCUCAGAAGAGAAGCUUUUUGAGUUAAUAAGAAAGGGAGAACUACAUUUUAAAGGUUCAGUCUGGGAUUCCAUAAGUGAUUCUGCUAAAAGUGUUUUGAAACAACUUAUGAAAGUAGAUCCUGCUCAUAGAAUCACAGCUAAGGAACUACUAGAUAACCAGUGGUUAACGGGCAAUAUACUUUCUUCGGCGAGACCAACCAAUGUGCUAGAAAUGAUGAAAGAAUGGAAAAAUAACCCAGGAAGUGAUGAGGAAAGUACAACAGAUCAAAAGAACAACUGGUCCGGUCAAGAAAAGCUGAAAGGUUACCAACCCAGCAGAAGUAUCCAUGUCAGGAACUCUUCAGAUGAAGAGGAAGGAAAACAGGUCACACUGGGUGAAGAGAUGCUUCCCUUGGCCUCACAGACAAGCUCUGAGGAAGCAAUUUGCAUCUGCUUUUGCCUUUAUAAAGAGCCCGUAAACCAUCUCUCCGGGAUUAGUGAGCCAUCUUUGAGGAGCGUAUUCUGUUCACCUACAGAGAAGCCAGUCUCAGCUGAGUGGAGAUUUACGUUUCCCAGAGGUGCUCCCAGAGGCAGAGGUAGUGUGUGUAGCUGUGAAAAUAUGGAGUUCACAAGUCAGCUGCUGGACCAUUUCUCCACCCCGCCCUUCUCCAGUAUCUCUAGCAUUUGCCAUCACUUACCACUUUAAGAUAAUGCCAUGUGGAGUGAUGCUUUUCCUUGUCAUACAGACAGCUCCCUGCUUCAGGGAGCACAGACUGUUUCUGAAGGCUCGGACCCCUUCUGUGGUAUAGGAUGAGGCAAACAUCUGCUCUGGAAUGAAGCCCAGCAGCUAAGGGUGAUGCCACCUGCCAGCCGCCGCCCAUCUCUGAGUCUGCUGCCAGCGGCUGGUCCCCGGAGGAGAGAGGGAGUUCUUACACAGGAUCCUCAUUGCUGUUUUGGAACUUUGAUAGAAAGGGCUUCUAAUGGAAAAGAUCCCAAAGCCCAUUGAAAUGGGUAAUUUUUUACAAGAGUUGUUUUCCCUCCAGAAGCAGUUACCUGGUUGUAGCUUGACAUCCUUCCUCCCAUCAGUAGAGAACUUAGUCGUUCAGCCACUUGAAUUUUAUAGCAACUUUCAGCUGACUCUUUUUUUAACACAGUCCCUGACCAUGAACCGUUGUUGGGUGCCCCACCCCUGUAUUCAAUCUCAGCAGGGAUGUCUUGCCCGCAGUACACUCUGCUUGCCUGGAGGGGAAGAGCAGUCUGACCACUGCCCACGUCUCCUUUUUCCUCCAUGUUGACCAGCACCACACUCUGCAGCACCAGCACGAAGGACCAGGAGUUGCACAAAGAACUCAGUAGAAUUGGAUUGAGAGACUCAGUCCGUCAUCCAAGAAGUGUUUAUUGACCAUUUACUAUGGGCUGGGCACUGUGACAGGCACUGGACAGAAAAUGAUGUAAAAGACUGUCAAGGUCAUUGCCCUUAACGAGCUUGCAGUCUUGGAAGAGGGAGGGAAAGAUGAUUGAGACCUAUACAAAUAGUAGAAUAGCUGUGUAUUGUGAUUAGAGCAAUAAAGGAAAGAGUAAUGUAAUAGAGAAUAACAGAAUAGAAACCUUAUCUGAGAGCAAUUCUGAGGAUGCUUGAAGGCUAAAGGGAAGAAUGCUUUAGGCAGAAGGAAAGGGGAAAGAGCUUGUUGGGUUCUAGGACUUGGUCCAAAGGCCAGAACAACACGGGUGAGGGAGAGGCAGAGGCCAGGUGCUGCACGACUUCAGGGGCCACGGGAAGGAACCUGUUUAUUCUCAACACAGCAGAAAACCAUCAACAAGUUUUCAGCUGGGGAAUGGCAUCUGAUUAAAGGAUCUCUGUGCCUUCUCUGUAACAAAUGACUCAAGUGGAGCAAGAGGUGGGAGAUUGGUUAGAGGACAUGGAGUAAGAUGGUGGCAGAGAAGAUGGAGAGAAAUAGGUGGAUAUGAAAUAUGUUUUGGAGAUAGAAUUGAUGGGAUCAAAUGAUGAGUAAAUGUGAAGUGUGAAGAAAAGGGGGCAGGGGGUCAAGAAUGACUUCUGGCUUCAGUAACCAGACUGAUGGUGGUUUCACUCACUGAGGAGGACCGAGUCAGGGGUGGCAGUGGACCGAAGAGGGCUAAGCUGAGACGCCAUCAGACCUUGAAGUGGAGAUGGCUGCAUGAGAUGGACUUAAAGUCUGGAGUGGAUCAAGGUGGAUGGAGAGAGGGGAGAGUGGCCUAGAGGAGAGAAAGCAUGUGAAGAGAGACCCAGAGUUAAUCAUGAGUUUUUGCACAAGGGCUUCUGGACACUGGGCAGGGGUCACAGAACCCAGGGCCCAAGGGAGACCCAGGCAUCAAGGCACCAUCUUGGUUACCCAGCAGCCUGUGUCCCUCACUCAGGAACUGGGCAGUGACUGUGCUUUGGCAAGAACAAGGAUGAGAAUGGAAUGGGAUGACAUGAAUGCCAUUUGGAGAAGUAUCCCUAGGGGAUGUGGCCAAACCUCCUUACAGGUUGAUUAGGCGAAUCUGGAUAGUGAUACGUAACACCCUCAAUAGCUAAAUCAUCAUUCGAUAGCCUCGCAUCAGCACUAAAUGAGAAGAUGAUGGACCAGAUACUUUCCUGAAGCCCAAAUUUGCAGAAUCAUGGACUAUCUGCUCUAUUUCUUCUGCCCAACUCUCCCCCAGGGGAGGGAUCCCGACCUGCAGCCUCAGGGGACACGCCCCCUGGGAUGGACGGGCUCCCUAUGUCUCAAGGCAGAUGAAUUCCACCGUGGAAACACACAAGUGCUAGAAGAGUCUUCAUAUUAACUGACACCUGCUCCUUAGUUGCCCCCUGGGAACUAUUUAAAGUCUGUUCCUUCUGCCACGUAACGGCCCCUUAGGGAUUGAAGGUAUCCCCAUAGCCCUGUGAGCCUUCUCUAGUCUAAAUGUCUCCACUUCUCUUGGACGCCUCCUCAGAUGACAUGUGUCUUGGCCCUUCAUUCUGGCUCAUCCAAAAUGAACCCAGGCCUCCAAGUGUGGCUGCCACCCCCAGUCCUCUGGACACGGGGCCCCCAUCCCUGGGGCCCGUCAUGUUCCUAUUAGCAAGGAUUUGUGGGCAGUCUGGUUUGAGUUUACUAGGACAGGCUUUAAUGACGAUGUGUCCCUGAAGCAUUUUAUUUUCCUAUCGAUGUCCUUGUGGCAGACUCUCGGUGACCACGAAAGAGCCCCUUUCCAGCGGGCUGCCAGCAGGGAGCGACAGAGAGUGCACCCGGGUUGAGUCUGCGGCACGGAGCCCAGAGAUUAGCCGGGAAGACAGACUCACUUUCCUCAAGUGUCUGUCUAUUUACCCACUGAGUUAUACGGGGAGGGGAGAAGGCGCAAACUGAAUCGUAAGGCUGCUUGCCCGAGGAUGCGUUAGUGGCUUCCCACUGCUGGGUGGCACUGUGGGGCAGGACAGGCUCGCAGCCUCAGACGGGACCUGUCCCGGGCCCUCCCAACAGGACGAGCACAGGGACACAGGAACAUCUAUGCCUAAGUUAAAUGGCUCUGAGCCGUCCCCCCUGGUACCAGCAGGAACCUGAGUCUUUGUCCGAGGAUUGCCUCCCCAGACCUCCGUGAAAAUUCCUGGGGCUGCUCACGUGUGUUCUUGUUCACGUGCUGCUCUUUGCCUGAAGCAGAGGCUCAGACGUGACCCUCGAAACCAGGGCAUAACUUCUGAGGCCCUUGCCCCUCACUUUUCUCUCCAGGGCUUUUGCUUCCCCAGCUUCUGUGCAGCUCCUGGGGAGCCAGGGGCUGUGGCAGCAGCUGCCCGGCAAGAUGCUAUGUGUCCAAAGUGAUGAGAGCCAGGCCCACAUCGCAGGUGUCCCACCGAGACAUGGUGGGACGGAGCAGCCCAGGCACCUCCUCGUGUAGCCCCUGCUGCGGACUCAGCCUUGUGUGGUGGUGGAUGUGGGUGGUGAUGAGUGCCGAGGUGCCUGGGAUGUGGGAUGGGAGCUGCUGGGCGGGGAGGGGGUGGAGUUUGUGCGAGGAGGGUCACUGUGCACAGAGGGACUCGGUGGGAGGGCCCUCGGAGACCUCUCAGGGCUUCCUCUCUCCCAGGCCUCAGGGCGCCCCAGGUAAUCCUGACACACAACAGCUCCGCUUCCUAUCUGGGCCCCAAAGCGGGUAAUGGGAUUUGCAGGCUAUUUUCAAAUGUCAAGGAACGUCAUGGAGAGAGCAUCUCUGUCUGUGAUGAAUGGCUCUGGCCACACUCAUACCUGAAGUUUUUGGGUGACAAAAGCUUUCAAAACACAGAGUCCAUAAAAGAAAUAAUAAAAGGCAUCUUUGGGGUGAAAAGGAUAGGAUGUGGUCCAGCCCCUCUCUGUACAGCAAGGCUCAGUGAAAGGGCUGCUCGGCCGCCACUGGAUUAGAAGCCAGGCAGGUGUCCCAGUUGGAAGUGGGAGCUGGGAGCUGGGUGGUCUCUCAGGACUCUAUAUUCAGGAUGUCUCCCAUGGGACGAACCUUCCAGAUCCAGGACAGGCAGAGCAGGCAGAGGCUCCAGCAUCUCCUCAGCCAGCAGCUUCCCUCCUCCUUCCCUACGAGGCUGCAGCAGGAGCCUAACCCUCAGGGGGCGGGGCCAGCAGGAGACCCUCAGCUGACCUGGGUUUCUUGGAAUACCCUUUAUCAAUCAUGCAUGGGUCCCCAUCACUGCCUUUGAGGGUUAAGAGAUUUAAAAUGAGAUUGAAUGUUUUUUAGAGAGGAUUUGUGAAGAUUGAGGGGUCUGCAGUGCUCCCACCUUGGCAGCAGGACAACUGCAUCAAUCCAGGGCUGUGGGGUAUUUACUGGUCAUUCUGGGUUAACGAGGACACCAUUUCUACCUUCCAGGUUUUGCUUUGGAUUUGACAUGUUUAAAGGAAAAUGGAGGAUUUUACAGGGUGUGAAAGGGCACAGUCAGGUCACUGAUUUUGAUGAAUGCACCACCUUCCGAGGGAUAUGGGACACCAAGGAGGAGAGAACAGACGCUAGCAGAACAGCUUCAGAUUCUGCCACGGAGGGGCCUUUCCUACCCGGGCAGAGUGUGGGGAACUUCAAGGACUGUAGGAGCCAGUGUGUGGCAGCCAGAAGACGUGAUAUGGCUUAUUUAAAAGAGAUGAAAAGCAAGGGCUGCCAGACAAGGCGUUAGGGCAGACCUCGUCCACUUGCAGAGAUCCCAGCUGAUGACGUAAGCACCCAGGUGGGAGGAAGGAGCUCUCAACUGUGCCUCAACUCCCUGCCUUCUCCUGGCUCGGGCUAAAGGUUUUACAUAACACCCCACAAGCACACACACUCGUGUGCGAUCUCUGACCCUCAUUGCCUCGGGGAACGGGUUUGAGCUGCUCACAUGACAGGCUCAGACACAGAUGACUUCACUGUCUGCCCCACCUGCCCAGGACCCAGGUGCCCGAGACUCAGCCGAGGCUCCUGUUCCCUGGAGCCCUGCCCCAGCUGGGUAUCACUCAGUGAUGCCUGGGUUGGAACCACAACACUGACCCUGCUCAUUCCCCCACGGCCUCUCUGGACACUUUUAUGGGUGGCGGGCUCGGGAAGGAAGCAAGGGGGUGCACGUGUCCUGAUGGAAGUCUGGACAUUUCAGUGGCCCGAGUGCCCAGGCAGUGGACUGUGUUCUCCAAGCUGAAUUUCCCCCCAAGGCUCACCCACCUGCUUCCAUUUUCUAGGCAAAGAGAAUUCUCGAGUAAGUUGCAGACAGCUGGCUGCUGGCAGCGUGUAUGAACUGCAUAUUUACUAUUAAUGAAUAUAAGCUUAAACAGAUUAUAAAACAAUUCUCUGUGAACUUGAAAAUCAUGCAGUAGUUCUAUUAUUCUUACCUUGAUGGUGCACUGCUAGUUAUUCAACUAAUACAGAUUCUAGGGGUUCAUUACCAGUAAUGAGUUUCUUUCUGUGCUGCAAUGUGGGGAGGGAUGGUGAGUAACAUGUACCUCCAAGGUAGGAACAGGACGGAAAUGUUCCAUGUUUGCACCAACGUGAAUGCCCACCUCCAGCCCUCAGCAGUGGGAAGUUUUAUGCCGGGAACCCUGUUUUUGCAACUAUGUAUCCCUACACAUUGCAGGGUUAACCAACAAGCAACUGAGUGGAUAAUGAUGAAGCUAAAUUAAUAGUAGCCUGUAGCUAAUUAAAACCACAACCACUCAGGAAAGCUCGGACCCUGCAAGUGCACUCAGGUGCCGCGGACUCUCAGGGGGGCUGGGCGUCAGGAUCUUCCACAGACUCUGGAAACACACUAAGAAAUUUCAUUUAGGCUACGUGGUGGGGAAGAUGUUAUUCGUUGAAAGUCCUCCACUUGUUUGCAAAACACUGCUUGGUGGGUCCUUGACUAGAAGAAGAGAGCGACAGGCCUGAAUCAGAGGGAAGUGUUGAGGGAGAUAUGGGGUCGGGGAGGCGCGCCCAUCGCUCUGAGAGAGGAAGUGAGAGGUGCACGAGAUGGUCGAAACCCUCCAUUUGUAACAUGACCUCUGCGUCAACAUCCCUGUUAUGGACUGAAUUUUAUCCCCCCUCCCAGUUCAUAUAUUGAAGCCCCAAUCCCUAAUGU
This is a messenger RNA of Aethalodelphis obliquidens (Pacific white-sided dolphin), 8446 nucleotides long. It is a transcript of the gene STK33, whose product is annotated as serine/threonine kinase 33. Gene Ontology annotation, molecular function: ATP binding; protein kinase activity. The record is from RefSeq and is a predicted model, not a curated record. Bases 1262 to 2608 code for a protein of 448 amino acids. NCBI's taxonomy places the organism in Eukaryota, Metazoa, Chordata, Mammalia, Artiodactyla, Delphinidae. The transcript has 13 exons. Gene Ontology annotation, biological process: protein phosphorylation.